AUGUUGCUCCAUACCAACGUAUUCGUCUAUUUUACAUUUGUACUGGCUUGGCUCGGACUUGUAGCAGCACAUACAGCAUGUCAUGACGAGACCUUUAUCCCUGACGCCAUUCUUCGCGUCACAGAAGCACCACUUGCGCAGUCAUGUUAUCCGUCAAAACCUACUGUCUUGGUCAAUGGGACUUCGCCUGGACCGGCACUGAAGAUCAGAGAAGGAGACACUUACUGGAUACGGGUUUACAAUGACAUGGAGCACCUUAAUCUGACAAUGCACUGGCACGGCUUAAGUAUGGCGACCUCACCAUUCAGCGAUGGGACGCCCCUCGCUUCUCAAUGGCCAAUCCCUCCAGGCAAAUUCUUCGACUAUGAAAUACAUGUUCCAACUGGAAUGGCAGGGACGUAUUUCUACCACAGCCACGUGGGCUUCGCGGCUGUCUCCUGCACUGGCCCUCUCAUUGUUCAAGAUGUUAAAAAGGUUCCGUACAAGUACGACGAGGAAAGGAUAGUGUUUUUGCAGGACGUCUUCAAAAAGGAUGAUAGCACCAUUGAAAAGGGGUUGAUUUCUAAUCCUUUGUCGUGGAGUGGUGAGUCGGAUAUGAUAUUGGUGAAUGGGAAGGGAGCUGGGACUGCAAACGGGACGGCUUGCAAUGCUAGUCUUGCUGCAAUUGAUGUUAAGCCUGGGAAGACGUAUCGAUUGAGGUUUAUUGGUGCCACGGCUCUCACGUUUGCCUCGCUCGCUAUUGAAGGUCAUGAUAUGACUGUCAUUGAAGCCGAUGGGUCUUAUACUGAGCCGUACAAUACUUCAUUCCUCCAGAUAUACACUGGCCAGCGCUACAGUGUCCUCCUGAAGACGAAGCCCCACCCCGAGAAAAGCACCUACUGGAUGCAAAUCGAAUCCCGAGAACGUCCAACUCUGACAAGAUCCUUCGCAGUCCUCAACUAUGGCGUUCCCUCCCCACCAACAAUAUUUUAUCCCCCCUCACAGUUGCCUAUCACAGUUCCCAGCAUCACCCGGGGCUUCCUCGACUACCAAUUGAAGCCCCACCACUCCAACCACCAUAUGGCCAAAAUGCCAUCCGCUGCAAACGUAACCCGCACCAUAAUCAUGACGGUCCACCAACGUGUCAACGGCCCUACAGUCUGGGUGCAGAACUCCUACCCCUGGACCGAAACCUUCCCCCAAGAACCAUACCUCGUCUCCCUCUACAAAAACAACGCCUCCAACUUCCCGUCCAUGGAGCGCGCUCUGGCAAACAACGGCAUCGACCCGGUCACACGAGUCUUCCCCGCGCAGAUCGGCGAGGUCAUCGAAAUCAUCAUCCAGAACACUGGAGCUGACAGAGGUGGUCUUGACGCGCACCCUUUCCACGCCCACGGCGCGCACUAUUGGGAUCUCGGCUCCGGGAAUGGGACAUACGAUCAAGCUGCCAAUGAAGCUCGCUGGGCUGCUAGUGCGGGCAAGCCAAUCAAGCGUGAUACGUCAGUGCUGUAUCGGUAUGCGCCUUCAACGAAGAAUGGGACCGCAAUGGGGUGGAGGGCGUGGCGACUGGAGGUUACGCAGCCGGGGGUGUGGAUGAUCCACUGUCAUAUUCUGCAGCACAUGUUGAUGGGGAUGCAGACGAUUUGGGUGAUGGGGAAUGCAAAGCAGGUUAUGAAAGUGGAUCGGUUGGAUGUGCAGGGGUAUUUGACGUAUGGGGGGGAUGUGGUGGGCGAUGAGAAUAGGUGGCCUAGUGUGGUGGAGUUUCAGAGUGCGGCAAAUUGGACGGAUGGGCAGUAG
This is a messenger RNA of Cadophora gregata, 1776 nucleotides long. RefSeq lists its product as uncharacterized. NCBI's taxonomy places the organism in Eukaryota, Fungi, Ascomycota, Leotiomycetes, Helotiales, Ploettnerulaceae. Gene Ontology annotation, molecular function: copper ion binding; oxidoreductase activity. The transcript is spliced from 3 exons. The record is from RefSeq and is a predicted model, not a curated record. The coding region runs from base 1 to 1776 and encodes 591 amino acids.